This is a messenger RNA of Lotus japonicus, 1185 nucleotides long. RefSeq names its product F-box/kelch-repeat protein At3g23880-like. The record is from RefSeq and is a predicted model, not a curated record. Bases 1 to 1185 code for a protein of 394 amino acids. Gene Ontology annotation, molecular function: protein binding. The transcript has a single exon. NCBI's taxonomy places the organism in Eukaryota, Viridiplantae, Streptophyta, Magnoliopsida, Fabales, Fabaceae.
AUGAACACCCCUCCUCAUUGUGUACUUCCUGACGAACUCAUUGUGGAGGUCCUGUCAUGGCUUCCGGUGAAAACCCUCAUAAGACUUAGGUGCAUGAGUAAGGUCUGGAACUCCCGUAUCACCUCUGAUGCCAGCUUCAUCGAAUUGCACCGUCGAAGAACAGCUGCACAAAACCCCCAAUUGUUGCUCCAACGAGAUCGUCGUAAUUGCAAUUUCACAUCACUCCCCAUAAGUCGUUUAGUUGAGAACUCAUUGACCGCACUACCCAAUGACCUUCGCCGCCACUUUGGGGACCAUGGGUGCAUAUAUAAAUGGUUGAUCGGUUCUUGCAAUGGCUUGAUCUGCAUACACUUUCAUUCUUUCAGCAUAUGGUACAGAGAGAAUUGGCUUUGUUUCUGGAACCCGACGACCAGGUCUGUAUCUGAAAAGUUAGGGUAUUUUCAUACUGAGAACCGCUUUUCCAAGUUUGCCUUUGGUUAUGAUAAUACAAACAACACUUACAAGGUGGUGUUUUUUGAUUUGGGGAAUGGUGAAAUAAAAAUUGGCAAGGACUCACAAGUAACUCCGAUGAAAGUUUUCACCUUGGGUGAUAAUAUUUGGAGGGACAUUCAAAGUUUACCUGUGGGCGUGGUUACUCUUCACGAUAAUUUUAAGGAACCAAGAGAUGGAGCGAAUUUGAGUGGCACUCUUAACUGGAUGGCACUUCAUAAUAAUCUCACUCCUUUUUAUGAUCCAAAGGUUAUUACAGUUGAGAAUAUCUUAAUUCUUUCGCUUGAUCUAGCUACAGAGACAUACACCCAGUUUUCACUGCCUCAGGGUUUUGAUGAGGUUCCCUGUGUGGAGCCGAGUGUUCUGGUUUUGAUGGAUUGCUUGUGCUUUUGUCAUGUUUGGAAAAAAACUCAUUUUGUUAUUUGGCAGAUGAAAGAGUUUGGGGUUGAAAACUCUUGGACUCAGUUGUUGAAGAUCAAUUACCAGGAUCUCCAAAUUCAACUCUCUAGCGAUAUUAAAUAUCAAUUGUUUCCAUUGUUCCUUUACAAUCAUACACUGAUAUUGGUAGAUUCUCAUGAUGACCAAGCAAUACUCUUUAAUAUGAGAGACAAUAGAGCAGAGAAUACUUGGAUUACAGAUAAAAUAUAUUGGUCCUCUACCGUGAAUUACGUUGAAUCCUUGGUUUCUCCUCAAUGA